Messenger RNA from Phanerochaete carnosa HHB-10118-sp, 706 nucleotides. RefSeq lists its product as uncharacterized. Gene Ontology annotation, molecular function: structural constituent of chromatin; protein heterodimerization activity; DNA binding. Gene Ontology annotation, cellular component: nucleosome. Lineage: Eukaryota; Fungi; Basidiomycota; Agaricomycetes; Polyporales; Phanerochaetaceae. The transcript has 4 exons. The coding region runs from base 67 to 507 and encodes 146 amino acids. The record is from RefSeq and is a predicted model, not a curated record.
AUUUCGUGCGCGACAAGGGCCAGAUACAACGAUCCUCACGCGACGGACGUGUAGAAUCACCUAAACAUGCCUUCACCUACCAAAGCUUCCAAGGCCAAGGCCGCCGCUGCGGCUGCCGCGCACGCUGAAGAGAACGACAAAAAGAAUACGCAAAGGACCCUCCAAACGAGGAGUCAGCGGGCGGGCUUACAGUUCCCUGUCGGUCGUAUCCACCGUUACCUCAAGCAGCGGACACAGCACAAUGUGCGCAUAGGUGCGAAGGCCGCGGUCUACACGUCUGCCAUUCUGGAGUAUCUGACCGCUGAGGUGCUCGAACUUGCCGGAAACGCCUCUAAGGAUCUGCGCGUGAAGCGUAUAACGCCACGCCACCUACAGCUCGCCAUCCGCGGCGACGAGGAGCUUGACACGCUCGUGCGCGCGACCAUUGCUGGCGGAGGUGUCCUUCCGUUCAUUCACAAGAGCUUGACGAACCCCAAGGGCAAGAAGGCUGCAGAACAACCCUCGUAAUCUCUCAUUUUGUGUCGUUUGUGCUGUGUGUGCCCCAGACCUUGAGGCUCUGCGCGUACGCUUCUUGCUAUUUGCCUUGCAUGUAUGCUGCGUAUAUGCUAUGCUUUUCCGUGCUGCUCGUCACUUUAUUUCGAGGUCUUCUUGUGUAUGUCUUAGUGCUGCUGUCGUUUUGAGUAUAUCGGAUGAGCCUGGAUUGUCA